AUGGCCCGGAAAAAGAUCCGAGAAUACGACUCCAAGCGACUGCUGAAGGAGCACUUGAAGCGCCUAGCGGGAAUCGAUCUGACUAUCAACUCUGUCCAGAUCACAUCGGAGACGGAUUUUGCGAAGCUCGCGAACGAGCAGCCAUGGAUGAACAGCACCCGCAUGGUGGUGAAGCCGGACAUGCUGUUCGGCAAGCGAGGCAAGAGCGGCCUGGUGGCUCUCGACCUGGACUUUGCAGGAGUGGAGGCAUUCGUUAAGAGCAAGCUCGGCAAGGAGGUGGAGAUGGGGCAGUCCAAGGGCCCCAUCACGACGUUCAUCGUCGAGCCGUUCAUCCCACACAAGGAGGAGUACUACCUCUCCAUCACCUCCAAGCGCCUGGGUUGUGACGUAUGCUUCUCCGAAUGCGGAGGCGUCAAUAUCGAGGAGAACUGGGACAAGGUGAAGACCAUCUUCGUGCCAACAGAGUCGGAACUCACAUCAGAGCUCUGUGCGCCGCUCAUUGCCACUCUGCCCCUCGAGGUCAGGGAGAACAUGGAGAAGUUCAUCAAGGGCGUGUUUGCUGUCUUCAAAGACCUGGACUUCACACUGAUAGAGAUGAACCCCUUCAUUGUGGUCAACGGGGAGCCCUUUCCCCUUGACAUGCGUGGCGAGCUCGAUGACACAGCACAGUUCAAGCACUUCCAGAAGUGGGGCGAUGUGGAGUUCCCUCUUCCCUUUGGCCGCACCAUGACACCUUCGGAGGAGAGGAUUCACGAGAUGGAUGAGAAGACAGGAGCAUCUCUCAAGCUCACCAUUCUGAACCCCAAGGGCCGCAUCUGGACCAUGGUGGCAGGAGGAGGGGCGUCCGUCAUUUAUGCCGACACUGUUGGGGACUUGGGCUAUGCACAGGAGUUGGGCAACUAUGCAGAGUACAGUGGAGCGCCCAACGAGGAGGAGACGCUGCAGUAUGCUCGCAUUUUGAUUGACUGCGCCACAGCCAAUCCCGAUGGCCGUCCACGCGCGCUGCUGAUUGGUGGAGGCAUUGCGAACUUCACAGACGUGGCCAAGACAUUUUCUGGCAUCAUCCGGGCGCUCCGAGAGAAGGAGCGGCAGAUCAAGGAUGCCAAGGUGCGCAUCUUUGUGCGUCGUGGAGGGCCCAAUUACCUCAAGGGGCUUGAGAAGAUGCGUGAACUGGGCACUGAGAUUGGCAUUCCCAUCCAGGUGUAUGGUCCUGAAGCCAGCAUGACCUGCAUUUGCAAGGAAGCAAUCGAUUAUGUGGCCUCUGCUGCCGCCUAA
Closterium sp. Yama58-4 is the source of this 1275-nucleotide messenger RNA. The record is from the annotation of a GenBank genome assembly. Lineage: Eukaryota; Viridiplantae; Streptophyta; Zygnematophyceae; Desmidiales; Closteriaceae.